Habropoda laboriosa is the source of this 3174-nucleotide messenger RNA. It is a transcript of the gene stau, whose product is annotated as double-stranded RNA-binding protein Staufen homolog 2. The record is from RefSeq and is a predicted model, not a curated record. The transcript is spliced from 10 exons. Bases 183 to 2456 code for a protein of 757 amino acids. NCBI's taxonomy places the organism in Eukaryota, Metazoa, Arthropoda, Insecta, Hymenoptera, Apidae.
CACAUCAAAAUGGCCGCAUUUUAGUCUACAGACGAUUUUUCUUUACUGUUUGCCAAUAGCCGCAUAAAGGGCCUGGCAGUGUUCUCUAAAGUGGCAGAUCUGUUUCGCCGGAAAUUUCGCUGCUGAAUACUUUGAAAAUUUUCGUGAAAUAGAACAAACUUCGGUUUUGCAUAUUUUUUUACAUGAUGUUAGGUCAUCAACAUCACACAAUGCAAAAUCAACUUCGAGAUCACAACAGAAUGGGUGGUCCGAUGCGUCCCAUGCAGCAGGCAAAUAUGGCCCCUUUACAUCAGCCUCAGCAUCCGUUACCGCAUCGGAAUCCACAUCAACAAAUACUGUCCAUGCCCCCCCAUCAACAACAUAUUCAUCAUAUGCAACAUCCCCCUGGACCACCACAUGGAAAUCCAAGACAACCAAUGUUGAUGGGCAUGAAUGCACAUAAUACAAAUGGCACCAUGGUUAGUGUCAGUCUAAAAGAUCAAGCAAAUACUGUCUCUGUGACUCUACAAAAUCCAAAUGUACAACAACCACAGUAUCCACAACAACAAAAUCCUCCUCCGCAGCAACACAUCCAACAACCACAAAGUAUAGAACCAAAUAAACAAACCACUAAUGAGACAAAUAGUGGAGAGUCCAGAGAUCAAAGUCCACCUACUCAAAAUCACGUUAACGUGACUAAUUCAGCUUUGGCAAACAUGAAAGAAAAAACACCAAUGUGCUUAUUGAAUGAGUUAGCACGUUUUAAUAAGAUUCAGCACCAAUAUAGGUUGACUAAUGAACAAGGACCAGCGCACAAAAAACGAUUUACGGUAACACUGAAGCUCGGAGAUGAGGAAUAUGUUGCUGAAGGUCCGGCCAUAAAAAAAGCUCAGCAUAGCGCUGCAAAUGAAGCAUUGACAAAGACCUGGUAUCGACGGCCUCCACCGAAACCUACAAAGGCAAUGAGAGUUGGGCAUCUGGGAAAAUGUUUCAGUGGUCCUGGUAAUCUGCCACCAACUGUUGAAUUAAAUGCUUUGGCUAUGAAGAGAGGUGAAGCUACUGUCUAUACUUUUAGACAAGCUCCACCACCAGAAAUACAGCGAUAUUUUAAUGGUUUACUACAGAUCCCUCCAGUAUUCAAAUAUCCACGUUAUCCUACGUAUGGUCGUGGUUUCCACACGGAACCUCCGUGGUAUCUCGUAUCUUUGAAGGUAGGAAAACGUGAAUUUAUUGGUAGAGGUUUAACAGGACAAGCAGCACGGCAUGAUGCAGCCAGGGAAGCUUUAGAAGAAUUGCGCCAAUUGCCAUUACCAGAACAAGUAGCAACUAAUUGUCACACCGGUGAAAACGGUACAUUAACUGAAACUAAAGAUCCGAUUGCCGAAUUAAAGAGUCCUGUGUCAUUAGUUUACGAAAAAGCAUUAAAACGUGGCUUACCUGUUAGUUUUGAAGUUGUAUCGGAAUUUGGUAAGCCUCAUAUUCGAACAUUCGGUACAAAAUGCACUGUUGGAGAUAAAUUUACACUAGGAGAAGGACCUUCGAAAAAAGUAUCGAAAAGACACGCAGCGGAAUACAUGUUAGAAGAACUCAAUCGUCUGCCUCCAUUGCCCGAAACUAUUCAUAGUCGUUUGGGGCGUGUGAAACGCAAACCACCAGCAACGAAGAAGAAGUCACGGAACCUUAUAAAAGUUUAUCAAGAACCACGAUCUGGAUCUGACGCUGCGGACGAACUUAACCCAGUUUCACGACUGAUUCAAAUACAGCAAGCUAAACGAGAGAAAGACCCGACUUAUACCUUGAUCGAAGAAAAGGGUGUACCAAGACGAAGAGAAUUCGUUAUGGAGGUUACUAUGGGACAACAUUCUGCUCAAGGAAUGGGUUCUAAUAAAAAGAUAGCUAAAAGAGCUGCAGCAGAAGCCCUUUUAGCGCAACUAGGUUACAGUAAGCCCCAACCACAACCUACGAAGCCAUCGAUUAAAACGGGAGAAAGUGAAAAUACUGAACAAAAGCCUAGGAAAGUCACUUUCUUGGAAGAUGAACAGAUUAAUGAAACUCAAUCUCAUGCACCAGUUGGAGGAACUAUUGGACGUCAGUUAGUACCUGGACUUUUAUUAGUGGACGGAGGACAGGAAUCUAAAUUAGGUAGCGGACCUAGUGUACAAAUUGUUGCUGAAGAACUACGAGGACAACAGCAACAAAACCCAGCCACUGUUUCUCCCAAAGAUCAAUUGAAAUAUCUCUCUCAGCUAUUUAAUUUCAGUGUGGAAUUCAAUGAUUUUCCUAAGGGAGCAGUAAAUAAAGAAUAUCUAUCGCUUGUAACAUUAAGUACAGAUCCACCACAAGUUUGUCAUGGCAAUGGACCGACGAGAACAGCGAGCCGUAACCAAGCAGCAUUGAAAGCUCUACGUACUUUAAGUAAGCUGGGUCUUGAUAAUGCAUCCAACUCACAAACAAAAAAAGAUAAAGUUGUUGAAUGAACUAAUCGGAGGGAAAAUGACUCUUCUCAAUCUAUCUCUCUGGGCCUUAUUACACGGUAACUUCAAACAUUCAAUCACCGAUGACUCUCGAUCUUCAUACAUUACGCCAUUGCUUCUUUAACUUAACGGAUCGCGGAUUUUGAAGAUCAAUAGCUUUUUAUGAAGGAUCAAUCUUUUGCAGUGCCUUAAUCGCAUGAAGAAAUAGCUCAAGCACCAAUAAAUGAUGAACCACUAAUGUAACAGAAAUGCCUUUUCUUUCCUCUAAGAACCGAUCGAUCGCAGCAGCCUUUAAUAGAUUUCUGCGACGACUACAAGUAUGGUACAAAGCGUAGAACUUGCUUAUAUGAUUUGAGUAUAUAAUUUAACUCGUUUUUCUACGCUUAAAAGGUAUAGUAGCGUCUUGAGAUAAGAGGUAUUAUUGGUGCUUGAUCAAGAUUGUGAUCCUAACAGUGGUCGACGAUUCUAUUAUAUUUAUUAUAACAAUUUCAUUGAUAGGACCACAAUCAAUGAAACAAAUUGUUUAGACAUCGUAACUGAAAUGGUCAUUUUCCAGAGAGUCAUGGUUUAUGAUCAUGAGAAAACAUUAUAGGAAUGUUAAGUGAAAAAAAUAUUGAAAUCUGAGAUAAAAUGCGGCCAUCUCUUAAUUUCUCUAUUUAAUCCUUGGCUUUCUCAUUCUCCGCGAAUAAAAAUGUCUGUUAUGUCUUAUUACCUAAUACGA